This is a messenger RNA of Lathyrus sativus (Indian pea), 444 nucleotides long. The record is from the annotation of a GenBank genome assembly. Lineage: Eukaryota; Viridiplantae; Streptophyta; Magnoliopsida; Fabales; Fabaceae.
AUGAAAUCUGAAUGUUCCUCUUCCAUGUCAAAAACGAAAAGUCGGGAUUCAGAUGUUUGUAGUCGGUCACGAUGGAAGCCCAUGUGCCAUUAUGGAGACAUGGUUGUUCUUCAAAGGGAAACUACUGUUAAGAAUAUGGGAAAACAUUUUUGGGGUUGUCCAAAUUAUAAGGGAGGUAUGCAAGCUGGUUGUGGCUUCUUUGAUUGGUUUUAUGAGGAGGUGGGUGAUGAGAAUGAGCAAUUUUGGAUGCAUAGGCUAAGUGUGGUAACUAAGGGACUUGCUGAAGCAAAAAAGGACAUUGAAAAGGAAACAAUGGAGAAUGAAGAAUUAGGGAAAAAGCUAAUGAAACUUGAAAGUGAAAUGAAGAAUAUCAUGAAGUGGAAAAAGAUUUUGAAUUUGAUGUUUGUGAUGAUUAUCAUUGUAUUAGUUGUUAGGGUUAGUUAG